AUGAUUGGCCGCUCUUUAAUAACGACGACAUUGUGUCCACUGACGUGCCAGGUUGACGGGGUCAAGCUCGACGGGAGUCUGCCCGAGGGUCCCGGAGUGGUGGCAACGCGUGACUUUAACGAGGGCGAGCUCGUUGCCUCGUUCCCGUCCGAACUCAUGAUGACUCAAAUUACUGCCGUCCAAUCAGUUAAGGACGUGGGGCUGAUUCACUCCACAGACGUCUGGUUCAGGGCCGUGCCCUCCCUCAUCCUCGCCAUGCACUUGCUAUUUGAAAAGCAUCGUCCGGCAGGCUCCCCGUCCAAGUGGUUGGGGUACAUCAAGUCCCUGCCAGGCCAGCACUGCCUGUCUGAGUUCAACCAGGACGCCUCCCCUGACGACAUCAUCCUGCCCCUCGCCUUCAGUCUCGAGACCGUCUCGCUCCUGCAAGGAACCACGGCUCUGCCAGAGUACCACCGAAUGCUGCGCACAGUGGCCAAGCAGUACUGCCACAUGCGCACGGUGCUGCGGCAGCUGGGAGUCAUUGCUGCCCCGCUCAAGACCGCGUCCAGGGAGUGGUUCUGCUAUGCUGAUACGUUUGGUGGUGGAAGCAACGUGAUGGAGGUCACUGCCAAGCGCAACUUCAAGGCCGGCGAGCAGGUGUUCCUGUCGUACGGUUACCGCCCCAACACCAUCAUGCUGCUCUACUCGGGCUUCAUCCCCAGCUCCAACGACAGAGACCGCUUCCGCAUACCGCUGGAGCUGUCACCCUCCGACCCACUCUACAAUAAGAAGCUGGCACUCCUCAAGUGGCUGGAGCUACCGCCCUCCACCCAUCUGGACCUCUUCUGGACUGGCAAACCAUCCCCUGAGCUGGCCACGUGGCUUAGAGUGGCGACCACCACUGAUGAGGCACAGAUUACAGAGGACCUGCGAGCGGCCAUUGCUGCACGCGCCAAGGAGACGGCGGAAUUGCUCGAGGCACAUGGAAAGGAUAAAGCAGCAAACGGGCAUGCGGAACCUAACAGCAAACCAGCCGGCAGUGUAGAUGUAACACUGACCAAGGCGCAAGCCGACCUGCUCAGCAGUAUCUGCCAACGCAAGCUGCAGGAGCUUCAAGCAGGAGCCACAGCAGCAUCACCCGCGCCUGCUGGUUUAGGCUUGGGAGGAGGCUUGGAUGCACGUUCGGCGGCAGCCAAGGCGUGUGAGAAGGAACUGCAGCUGGCUCGGCAGCUGAGGGAAGCGGAGGAAGGGGCUUUGAGCAAGGCAGUGGAGUUGUGUGGUCUUGUGAGCGCUUAA
Closterium sp. Yama58-4 is the source of this 1275-nucleotide messenger RNA. The record is from the annotation of a GenBank genome assembly. NCBI's taxonomy places the organism in Eukaryota, Viridiplantae, Streptophyta, Zygnematophyceae, Desmidiales, Closteriaceae.